Molecule: messenger RNA, 1038 nt
Organism: Pseudovirgaria hyperparasitica
Lineage: Eukaryota; Fungi; Ascomycota; Dothideomycetes; Acrospermales; Acrospermaceae
Exons: 2
Coding region: 398-973 (191 amino acids)
Source: RefSeq, a predicted model, not a curated record
AUGAUGGUCUCAGUCCUUGUGAUAGGGCACGAAGCAGUGUUCUCGCCCGCAUGAAGUACUCACUCAUGUUCGAGAUGUUCUUAUGCACAGUGCGUAAUGCGACAAUCAUACGCAUGAAUCAGGAUAGAUCGUGCAUGUGUUCACCCAACACGGUCAAGUCGGAAAGAAAAACCGCUGUGCAGCCUCACCAUGCAUUACACGCAUCUCGCAACACAAGAACUAUCGAAACCGCUCCCUUUGCCUGGCCUACAUCUGCUUUGUCCUACACAGCUGCACUAGCGUCCAUCUGACCACGCACAAUGUGACGCAGCACAGUAGACACACAUUCCCUCGAGCCCCAUCUCUCGUACCCUCUCACUCUCUUCACCGGCCUAUCCGUGUGCAUCCGCUCAUAAGCAUGACUGAGUCUGCCUCUAUCCGUGCAAGAGGCCUCUCUUCCGCCGAACAAGUUGCUCUAGGCAUCGGCGUCGCCUUCGCCGUCAUCAUCCCCUGCUCAUUGCUAUACGCGUUAUGGAACAAGCGCUGUGUACGGCCUAGACGCUGCUACUACGAAUGGACACGGUCGAUACGACCCGUGAAGGAAGCCGCGCCUCGAAACGAAGGGGUAUUACUGAGUGACAUGGCGCAGACGCGCGAAAGCGCACGGCGGCCAUCGCAAUUCACAAUCUCGGCGCCACGGAGCGUGUAUUCGCCAGUCAGUUCGCGAGCGGGGGUGCGCAGUUUGGCGAUUGGGGCCACGAGGCAGGAUAGCAUCGCGAGUGACGCGCCGUCGAGGUCGGAAGAGGAGGCGCUGAAGGCGCGGCAGGCGGAGGAGGCGGUGGAUUUGUAUAGGGUUACGACUGUGGUGCGGGACGAGACGAGUCUGCUGGUUGGCGGAGAUGAUAUCACUCGUCUGGCGGAAUUUCACUUCCCGUUUCAUGGGAGGAGACCCGGCUCGCGACUACCUGAGGAUAUGCUGGUAUAUGUGAAAUGAGGGAAAAUGCUCUCUAUAUUACUGGAAAUGCCCCUUUCAAGAUGCUAUGCUAGCCAAACCCACAA